AUGGCUCCUCCCGCAAAUGGCUCCUCUAUCUCCGGACACGACUUGGCUGCUACAUAUGCAGAUAGAAUCAGGGGCAAGAUUGUUCUUGUGACUGGGACUUCUCAAGGAAGCCUUGGAGAGGAAUAUUGCCUGGCUAUUGCCAAGUUUGAGCCUAAGCUCCUGAUUCUCGCAGGUCGCAGUGUCGAUAAGCUCAAAUACAUGGCAGAGGCAAUAGGAAAGAUUGACUCCAAGGUAGCCAUCAAGCCGCUUGAACUUGAUCUUGACUCUCUAUCUGCAGUUAAAAAGGCCGCUGAAACGGUGAAUUCUUGGGCUGAUGUGCCAUAUAUCGACGUGUUCUGCCACAACGCCGCAAUCAUGGGGACUACCCAUGCGAUAACAGCAGACGGGUUUGAGCGACAGCUAGGUGUUAAUUAUAUGGCUACUUGGGUUUUUACAAACACCAUUUUACCAAAGAUUCUUAAGUCACAGGACCCGAGGGUUGUGCUUCUAGGUAGCGAUGGUCAUCGCUGGGGUCCGAUUCGCUGGCAUGAUCACAACUUCAAGGGUGGUGAAACUUAUAACAGAUGGCAUGCAUACGGCCAGUCAAAAACAGCAGUUCAUCUUUAUGCUCUCUAUCUUGGUAAAUUACUAGGGCAGAGGGCACAAGUAUUUGGCCUCGACCCUGGUGUAAUUAUCACACCAUUAGGGGGACAUGUUGACUGGGCUGGAGAAUUUGGAGACAUAAACAGAAUUGACUUUGAGUUGGGUAAUGAUGAAGCUGUAAAUGGCUGGCCAAAGUAUCGAAGUAAAGAAGCAGGUAUCGCAACGAGUAUUUACGCAUCCUUCGAUCCAGACCUUUCAGAACAUACUGGAGCCUACCUCGCGGAUUGUCAGGUCGCAAACCCUUAUGUGCAUACUGUCAGACCAUGGGCAUCCAGUGAAGUCGAAGCGAAUAAGCUAUGGAAGUGGACUGAAGAGCUGACCAACAUGAAAUUUUCAUUUUAA
Trichoderma virens Gv29-8 is the source of this 984-nucleotide messenger RNA. RefSeq lists its product as uncharacterized. The transcript has 4 exons. The record is from RefSeq and is a predicted model, not a curated record. Lineage: Eukaryota; Fungi; Ascomycota; Sordariomycetes; Hypocreales; Hypocreaceae. Bases 1 to 984 code for a protein of 327 amino acids.